Messenger RNA from Manihot esculenta (cassava), 1128 nucleotides. RefSeq names its product receptor-like protein 14. The record is from RefSeq and is a predicted model, not a curated record. The transcript has 4 exons. Bases 1 to 1128 code for a protein of 375 amino acids. Gene Ontology annotation, molecular function: protein binding. NCBI's taxonomy places the organism in Eukaryota, Viridiplantae, Streptophyta, Magnoliopsida, Malpighiales, Euphorbiaceae.
AUGAAUGGUUCAUUCCCUAUCCAAGAAUUAAAGAAUUUGAAGAAUUUAAUAUUCUUGGAUAUAAGUGGUAACAAUUUCGAUGGCACCCUAUCAUUUAAAGAAUUAAGUAAUCUGAAAAAUUUGAAAACGCUGGAUGUGAGUUAUAAUCAAUUCAACAGCUCCCUCUCAGCGGCAGGAAAUCAACUUUCUGGCCCUCUUCCAGAAUGUAUUGGCAACUUGACCAACCUCCAAUUUCUUGAUCUGUCAUUCAAUCAGUUGAGUGGCAACAUUCAAUCUAUUGUUUCUGAACUCACCUCCCUCAAGUAUUUGCUUCUUUCUGGCAAUGAGUUUGAAGGCUCAUUCUCAUUUAGCGCUUUGGCCAACCACUCAAAACUUGAAGUAUUUAUACUCUCUCCUGGAAGUAGCAGGCUAGAACUGGAAACAGAAAAUCCAACAUGGUUUCCUGCAUUUCAACUCAAGUACAUUCAAUUAUCAAAUUGCAACUUAAAUGUGAGAACUAGAGCAAUUCCUAGCUUUCUUCGUUACCAGCAUGACAUACGCUUUAUUGAUCUUUCUCAUAAUAAGUUGGUUGGAACAUUCCCCACCUGGAUCUUACAAAAUAAUUCCAAUUUAGGAGUUAUAAAUUUGAGGAACAACUCAUUCACAGGAACUUUUCAACUGCCCAAUAUCAAGCAUGGUCUAGUUCAGUUAGAUAUUUCGAGCAAUAAUCUCACUGGUAUGCUGCCGAAGGAGUUUGGAUUGGUCCUCCCAAGACUAGAAUAUAUAAACAUGUCGAGGAAUAAUUUCGGUGGUAAUGUUCCUUCUUCAAUCAGUGAGACGCCAGCACUAUCUAUUUUGGAUUUAUCCCAUAAUAAUUUCUCGGGAGAGUUGCCAGGAAGUCUGUUUGCAAAUUGUACCAUGUAUUGUGCACUGAUUCUAUCAAACAACAAUUUUCAAGGGAACGUUUUUCCUCAGGGUAUGAACUUGAGAAGCAUGACGGUGUUGGAUAUGAAAAACAACAACUUCAGUGCGAUGGUAGGUGUAGACUUGGUGAAUAGCUCCAGCCUCUCUUUUUUUGACAUAUCCAAUAACAAGGUAUCCGGUCCAAUUCCCAGACUUCUAUGUAAUCUGACCCAUCUUUCUUUUUAG